AUGAUCGAAUUUCCCUUUUUUCAAAAUAGAUCCAAACAGAAAGAAUUGGACGAUAUCUAUGAUGUACUUCAUACAAAAUUGGAUCAGUUCACUAUACAUUCAAUUUAUUCUAAUAUUUAUAUGAAACAAUUAAACAGUAUUUUAGAGAGAUUGUGUAUUAUACGUGAAGAAAUAAUUAAACCCAUAACCAUUGAUCUGAUCAAUAAAAAUUCAAACAAUAUUGUUUCACUUAUUAAUAGCCAUGAUUUAAAUACUUCAGAAAUUUAUCAACUUCGAGAAAAAGCUCUACAAUUAAUUUCAAAUAUAACUUCAAUUGAGUUAAAAUCAAUAAUUUUGAAAGAUCCAAAUCAUUAUAUCAACUUAAUAAUUCAUAUGAAAUGGAAACUUCAAGAAUUAGAUAAUUUAGAAUUUCAUCAUGAAAGUAUUCAAUUAUUCAAUAAUCAAUUAACUUUAUUCUAUUCAUCUUUAAUUAAUAAUAAUAAUACACCAGUUCAACAACAAAAUAACUGUGAUUCUAUUAAAAGUUUAGCUUCUAGACGAAGAGAAUUUUUAAUUCAAUACGAUAUACAAUGUAAAUUCUUCUUUGAAAAAUUAAAUUUGAUUAAAGUACAAUUUGAAAUUAUCAAACAAAUGUUCUCAUGUUGUAUGAAACAAGAUAUUCUUAAUAAUAGUGAUGAUUUAAUAGAUUCACAUUCAUCACAAUCACCAUUUAUCAAUGUUUAUGCAUGUUUCAAUACUAUGAAACAGUUCUUAAAAUCAUAUUUUGAACAGUUGAAAGAUUAUAUUGGGAUAUUAGAUGCUUUUCACUACUGGAUAAAUCAAGUGGAAGGUGAAUUUCAAGCUAUCAAACAAAAUGGUGAUACAUAUACUUUGACAGAUAUUUAUUAUACAAAAGAAAUGCAAAUUUAUAUGGAACCUUUGUAUGAAUCUGUUGUGAUACAUUUGAAGCAAGUGAGGGAUAUCGUAGUCAGUCGCUUAACCAAUCUACAUAAUCGUUUAACUGUAUUAAAUCAAUUACAAAUUAAUUUUAUACAACAUUGGAAUUACAAGUCUUCCAUUCAUCGUUACCGUACUCAAAGUUUAUGCUCUAAUACAGCUUUAAAAUGUCCUCCGGUAAAGAUAAAAAUUCAUAAACGAUCCAAUUCAUCAUCAUCAUUAAUAACAAGUUUCCAUCCUACAGACAUUAUUACAGAUCAUCCAAUCAGUUUAACAUAUUUUUCAGGGAAGAAUGAUCUGUCACUGAAUUGUUCGUCAAGUUUCUUCAAGAAUAAAAAAUUGAUUAGAAACAAUGAUGCACUAAUUACUGACAUAAUUUGUAGUUUCAAGCAUUCGAGGAAUUCCAUACAAUCACCAUGCACUGAAUCAACUUCAUCUACUUUAUGUUAUUCACAAAAUGAAGAAAAUAACUCAAAUUUGGAAGAAAUAAGCACACAAAUUAUCACAGAAACAUUACCGGAAGUUAUCGAUUCAAAGAAUAAUUCACCUGAUAAAAUCAUGUCAUUCCCUACAUCAAUCAGUUUUGACGAGGAUUUCAAUCUUACACAUGACAAUGGUCAUGUUAUAAAAGAUUGGACAACUAAGAAGGAAAAAUUGAUCGAGAAUUUUUCAAGUUUUAUUCAGGAAUAUGAGGUUUGUAGUAAAAACAAUACAGCUAUUCAAACUGAGAACAGGUUGGAGGAUAGAUGUACUAAACAGUUCCACUCUGACGAUCACUAUUUCGGUUCAAUGAAAGAAACUUUGCAUAAGGGAAAUUCGUAUGCUUCCGUUCCAUCAUAUUUGCACAUAUCUAAUGAUAUUGAUGCUUCAUCAUUAUCCUCAUGUAGUACAGAAAAAUGUGCCAACUUUAUGUUGAAUGGCUGUUCACUGCAUACAUUGCUUUCAAAGUCGUAUAACAAUUUACUGCAGAUUACAAAGAGAUUUCAAUCAAGUUUAAUCAAUUUUAACAAAACCAAUCUUACAGUAUUAAACAAUAUCAAUUUAGAUAAUGAGUUGAAAAUCGAUCAAAAUAUCUUUGAUGAUGAAACUCAGCUAUCUAUCUUGAAUCCACUUCAUUCUCCAUUGGUAAUCUAUUUAGAUCGUAUCCUGAACUACUUCAAUACUACAUCUGAUAAAAAUGAUUUAACUGUUGAACAAAAUGAAUUAACAUUUAUAGAACAUAAUCUAACCAAUAUGUGGAAAUAUUUUAACGAAAUUAUUUUAAAUAUGAAAAUGAAUAGUAAACAGUUUAACUUAGCCGAUGAUUUCAUGAAAUUGGUGGAUAAUAACAUGGUAACCAUUUAUUUCGAAAAUACAUCUUCUGAUUUAUUUGAUCAAUUAAUCAUAUUGACUAAUGAAAUUCAUUCAUCAAUUAGAGAUUUAAAUAAACAUUUGUCAAAAUUAUCCUCUUUUGAGCAUGAACCAUUUCCAUUGCCAAAUUUAUGGUGUACUUUAUUUAAAACAACAGAUUUAUUAUGCAUAGAAAUGAUUUAUUCACGUAUUUUGAUACUUAUUUUCUACUAUGCCUACAAAUCAUUGUUAUUUAUUUAUGAUAUAUUAAGUAUAUAUAGUGUUAGUCGAAUCAAGAAUACAUUUAAAAGGAAUUCGAGUAAUAACUUCAUGGAUACUUCAAAUAACAAUUAUCUGAUAAUCCUCCUGAAUGAAUUCAAUUACUUACAAUAUAUUUUAAAUCAAAUAAAUCCAUCUAAUUUUUAUCAUUCAAUCAAUCAACAAUCUAAUGAAUUUUUAAUACAGUUUACUACAAUUUAUUUAUUAAAUAAAUAUAAUUCUGAUCAAUAUUCAAUAAAUUUAUUUAAUCUAUUAAAUUCAUUUAUUGAUUGUUUUAAUCAAUCAAUUAAUUUUCCAUUAAAUAUUAUUAAAACAAUACAAAGUAAUGUCAAAUCAAAUGAUUCCAUUCAUGACAAUGAUGAUGAUGUUAUAAUGUCGAAUAAUACAUUGAAAAAUCUAAUCAUCAUGGAUUCAUCUAGCUGUGUGAAAACAUCAAUAACUAUGAAUUCAUUAAAAACUGUACAGAUUUUCAAAUAUUUAUUCAUUGUCAUUGAAUUGUUAGUUAAUAUACCAGUAUUAACAAUGAAAGAAUUAGAAAAUAGAUAUCAUAAGAAUUUGGCGUUAUUUUCUCAGAUUUAUUCUAUUUGUUAUCGAUUACAUCUCCUGAACGAAUCCAGCAACACUACGACAGAGGAUAAUCAACCACUACAGUAUGAAGAAUGUAAAUCACGUAUUCAACAACAACAGCAACAACAACAAAUAACAGAUCUUAUCACUCAAGGUUUAGAUUUAAACCACAAAUUAGUGAUAUGGUCUGCAAACUGUCAUAGUCUGCUAGACCGAUGGAAACGAUUAAGCACUCAAGUAGAUUGGUUCAAUGUGCAUAUACAAAACUUAUGGAAUCGAUUACCUGAAACACCAAUGCCAAAUCCACCUCAAUUCAAAUUGGAUUACCUACUAUUGGAGACUAAUAAAAAGAGUCAGUUUAUUAAUGAUAUAAAAUUUAUAUCACCAAUUCAAGUAUCGUACAAUAUUUUAAUUUCUGCAAAUUCUCUAGAUGCAUUAUUAUACUAUAAAAGUUGGAUAGAAAACAUUUUUAAAUCUUUUAAAAGUUUAAUACCUAUUUGUGAGGCUAUUUUGUGUGAAGGUCACUCAUUGACUAAUGAAUUACUUCAUAUAAAUACAAUGAAUAGUCAUGAAAAUGUUGUAGAUAUUAUCGAAAGUGCUCAGAAGACGUCAUCAUCUUCGGAAUCUUUCAAUCAUAAUGAUAAAAAUAAUAAUAAUAAUACAUUUUGGAAUAAAGAGUUUAAAAUAUUUUGGGAUUUAGUAAUUGAAUGGUUGUUCAAUUUACUGGUUGAAUUCAAUCAACAAAUUUUCUAUAUUCAAUUAUUAGAAAAUUGUAUAAAUGAUUUAACAUUAUGGAUUACAUCAAAAAAGAAUCAACUUGAUCCUAUUAUGAAACAAUAUAAAAUUCAAAUGAAACAAUAUCCAAAUGAUUUAUAUCGAAAUAUUAAAGGAUUCAAUGAAAUUGAUUUCAUCAUUAGUGAUUUAUAUGUAAAUGAGAAAAUGGUUCAAUUAAACAAGUUAAAAUUGUACAUUGAUCAAUUGAACAAGAAUCCAUUACAUUGUCAAAAUUAUUUAUUUUAUUCCCGUCUUAUGAAUUCAAGUCAAUGGAUUAUUAAAGUUUAUAAUGAUUGUCUUUUAUAUUAUAAACAAAUUCUAGAUCAUUAUCAACAAAUUAUUCUAAGAAAUAUUCUACAGUUGUCUAUUAAUAAUAAAAACUAUUCAACCAUUUUCAAUGUACUAUACUACUACCAUUCUCAAGAUUGGUUCAAUUUAAUCAUGAAAAGAUUCUCUGAUCAUGAUUUAAAAUUUAUUCAAUUGAAUGGAAUCUCUAAUACGAUCCUUUAUGAUAUAACUCAAAAUCUAUAUCGUCAAUUAGAAAUUCGUUUACCUAUUCUCUUAGAAUUAUACAAUUUAGAACAACAAUUAUGGAAACAUUAUAAAGAUUGUGAUAAUAAUAAUAAUAAUAAUAAUAAUAAUAAUAAUAAUAAUACAAUAAUUUCUUAUUCAGAACAAAUUGUUCAAUGCAAGAAACACAUGGAAACAUUGAAACAAGUUCAAAUCAAUUUGUUAACUGAUCUUAAUGAAUAUGAACAAUUAAAUUUGUGUUUUAAUCAAUUAUUCAUUGAAAUUGAAGUGUUCAAUAUAAAAUAUUCUGAUAUGACGAUAUAUACAGAUGUAGAUAAGAAUUUUUUCUCAAAGUAUAUUUUUAUUGAACUAUUGAAUGUGAAAAAGACCAAUGAAAAUUUAAGAAAACAUUUUAAUUUACGUUUAAUAUCAUUAAAAAAUAAAACUGAACAAUUUAUAUCCAAUUCAAAAUUAACACAAAUGAAUACAUUGAAACUAAUCAUUGACUUUCAUAAAAUUCCCAUGAAUCAAAUCAAUCAAUAUUUAUUUAAAAAUGAAACAUUGAAUACCCUAUUAGAAAAAUUAAAUUUUAUCAAUGUUCAAUUAUAUAACAAUAUUAUUGAAUAUAAUGAUUCUAUUGAAAAUGAUCAAUUAUUGUUAUCAAAUAAUAAUAAUAAUAGUGAUUGUUUAACAUCAGUAGUCAUUGAAAAUUUAAUUAAAUUUUAUCAAUUUUCACAUCAAUUAAUUCAUUUAUAUGGACGAGUAAAUUUUGUACAACAAAUAAGUGAACAAUUUAAUUUGAUCAAAAAUUUUCAUGAUUCUAAAUCAUUUGUCCAUGAUCAUCAUCGUCAUCAUCAGUUGAUCACAUCUUUAUUGUUAAAUUUUCUGAAUGAAAUUGAUGUAUUAAAGAGAUAUUGGGUAUAUAAUGAGAAUAAUGAUAAUGUUAUGAUUCAGACUGAUCAGUCGACUUUUCAACAGUUUAUAAAUUAUGGUCAAAGAAUUUUGGAUUUAUGUCAAUGUAAUUUGAAUUGUUUCAUUUGUGAAUAUAUUCAGUUAUCCACGAAGUCAUUACUAACAGAAUUUACUACAAUUCGUCUUACUGUAGUGGAAAGACUAGAACAGCUUUAUUCCAACCUUCAAAUUCAUAUCAAUCAGUUCGGAAAGUCUCAGACAUUUUACGCGAGUAUUAUGCAUCAAUUAAAACAAUCCAAAGAUAUAUUUGAGGCAAAUAUUAAAGAGUUGUUAAUUGAUAAUCAUUGCAUAUGUAGUUCACAUCUAUAUGGUUAUAUUGUUGGGAAUACCAACCUUAACCUUGAUAAUCCUGUUUUUGAUCAAAUACCAUCUAGUUUAUCUUUAGUUAAUCUAGCUAAAUCUGCUUAUCAACAUACUUUAUUGUCUAAUGUAAAAGAAUUUUCUACUAAAUCGAUUAAAGAAUCAACAUUUUCAUUGAAUGAGGAAAUUUCCAAUUUGAUUCAAUUAACAAACUUAUAUUUAUGUCGAAUAAAACAUGAACGUAUACUUUGGAUAAAUUCAAUAGAAUAUUUACAAUCAAUUCAAUUGUAUCCAACUGGUGUAUUAUCAUCGAAUGAAAACGAAUUGGAACUUUGUAAUUCUCAAACUGACAAUAUCAUGAAUUUAGUGGAAACAAUUAAAAAUACUAUUUCAAUUAAUUUAUUUAAUGGUGGCAUUCACAAUUUGUAUAAUUUAUUAUCAUCUAAGUCAAUAAUGUUUAAUGUAAAAUUAGAAUACUUCAAUAACUUCAUGAAACAUUUCACUAAUGAUAACCUGAUCAACAAGAAUGUGAUGAACAGCAAAGAUGAUUGUUAUGAUUGUGUAAAUUCAUAUCUGUUACAAAGAUUUAGUUUAUUAGAACAAAAUAUUAUCCGUUCAAUCGAGAGUUUGUUUGUAACAACCAAUGAACAUCCAUUCAAAUUCAAAUUAGAUGAUAUUAUCAAACAGUGUAUCAGUGUGAAUUCAUGGUAUAAUGAAUAUAUUCAAUUAGAACCAUUAUUCAUUCAUGUUUCUACGUACUCAUUCACUGUAAAAAGAUCUCAUCAGACCAUCUGUAACCAAAUUAACAAUGCUGCUAUUUUGCCAAACACUAUUUUGACAAGUGAUUGGCUUAUUCUUGGUAUUCGUUUACAUCAGCUCAAAUCAGUGUUACAUAUCAUUAUGAAUCAAUGGAUACAUUUUGUAUCUGUAUGCAAUAAUAUUAAUGCUUUGUUAAAUAAUAUGGAAUUAUCAAAUGUUAUGAAUCAAGUAUAUCCACAGAAAUCCGGAUUUUCAUAUAUACACCAGUCUUUAUGGUCUUUUAAUUAUCAAGAGGUGAUAGACGAGUUGAAAAGACAACAAAUACUAUUCAACAGCCUAUUUGUUAACGAAGAGAAAAACUGUUCACAUGAUGUUACCAAUGGUUUGAUGGAAACAUUUCAAAAUUCAUCAUCUUCAUCGUCUAUCGUUCCUGAUGAAGUGAAUGAUGGUAUUAUACAUAAUUGUUAUAUAACGAACGAGAUAUUUCUUCCAUCUAGAUGUCCAGUAUUCUGUACAAUAUGUCAUAGAAAUCCUUUUAUAGAUAAUAAUAUUAAUAGUGUAUCUUCCAUGAAUGUGUUAAUCAAUGAACAAGAAGAACGUCUCAAAGCUUUAAAUAAAUACAAAGUUGACGACAAAAAGAAUACAUUAAAUUUUGAACAAAAUCAAAUUUAUUUAACUACAUUACAACGUCGAAUAGAUAUGAUUUCAGAAUGGAUUAUACAUUUUAUAGACGAAACAGUACUAUCAUCAUCAUUCAAUGAUGAACUCAAAGAAAAUGCAGAAAUGUAUGUAGAUCAAUUAAUGAAAAUUGAAGAGUUACUUCAAAUUUGUCACAGUGAAUAUGAAAAUAUUAUUGUUUAUUAUGUUAAUGAUAUCAAUGUACAAAUACAAUUAGAUUUAUCAAUACUACUUAUAAAUUGUCUACAAGUAUAUAUUAAUCACUUAACACAAAAGAUUAAAUAUGAAUGUGAAGAGAUUUUAAUAUAUAUCAAGACAAAUGUGAAAUGUUUAAUUGAACAAAUGAAAAUGUUAUCAGUUGAUGUUGAUGAUAUUAUGUGUAUACAAUAUCCAUGUCAUCAAAUUAAUCAGAGGAGAUGUACUUCAUUGAACAAUAUUCAGGAAAUUCAGUUUAAAUUGUUGUAUAUGACAUGUAUUCAUAAUCAUUUGGUUAAUUUAUGUAAAAUAGUCAAUUGGAGCAGCAUAAAUGCUCAUUCGGAUACAACAGUUUUACUGCGUCAAUUUUGUUGUUCCUAUACCUAUUUAAAUCGAAUAAAUCAAUACCUUGAAUACUAUAAUAAUACUUAUCAAGAUGAAACUACCGUUUCAAUAAAACUGGGGUCUGGUUCGACAUUAUCUGCUUUGAAUUCACUUCAAGAAGGAUCGAGACAGAAAAAUUCUAUUGAGGAUAUUAUUCCCGAAAAUGAUAUCAAGCCAAUGUCUCCAUCAUUAUUUCAAGCGGAGUUUGAUUAUUCGUCAAUAACAACUGUGAGAUCAUUCAAUAAAGAAAUCCAGUCAAAUGUUCCUGAUCAAAUAGAUUUAGAUAAGAGUUGUUUAAAAGAGAAACGUAGCAGCGUAAUAUCGAGGAAAUCAUCUGAUUUAUUAAUCACUGAGCCAUCUUCAUCAACAUCACCGUCGUUGUCAUCAUCAGCGUUAUUAUUGAUGGAUUCAAAGAAUAAACAGUUAGUCUCCAAAUCAUACACUGCAAAGUCAACAGAUUAUUCUGUUGAUAAUGAUGACAUCACUUCAAAAAUAGUUAUUGAUAAAAGUCCUAUUAAACACAAUCCCGUUCAUAAAUUGUGUUCAAAUCCGUCGACUAUUGUCACUAAAACAUUUCAAUCGAAUUCUGAUGUGUAUGAUUUACUGUCUCAAGUUAAACUGAGUCUAAUCAAGGUGGAGCGUCAUUUAAAUGAACUGGACGCAUAUCAUGAUGAUGGUGACGACGACGACGAUAAGAGUGUUCAUUCUGUUGAUCAAGUUGGUGAAUCAUUAUCAUUAGCUCAUUUGGCUACAUCAUGCGAUCAGUUGAUAAAAUUCCUGGGUCAACUUAAAGCUUAUGAUUUUCGAAUAAAUUCUACGAAAUCUCUAUUGAAGUCAACUUUACCAAGUAGUAGUACAUCACUUGUUGUUACCACUGAUCAAGACGAACUAUUGAAUGAAUUGAAUAUUGUUUGGCGAAAACUGAUUGUAGGUACAAAAAAAUGGAUUUCGAAACUACAAUAUAAAAACAAUCGUUCAAAUUUAUUGGAUAUAGAUUUGGUUUUAGCCAAUUCACAAUUAAACAACUUUAUCGUUUCUAAUUUAUCAUCAAACAAGUUAAACAAUAUUCAUCAAACCCCUAAAUCAAUAUAUUUAAUUGCUAUGGUGAAACCAAAUUAUAAUAAUAUCAUUUUGAAAAAUAACAAUUUAUCAACUAUUGAGAGUAGAAUGCAAAGUGUACAUAAUGUACAUGCUAAACCUUUGACAAAAUUAUUUGAUCUAAAACAAAUAGCUGGUUUACAGUUUUAUCCUUACCCUGUUCUUCAUCAUGAUAGUAAUGAACAGUCUAAUUUCAGCAAUAAUCUGACAGAAUCAUCAAACAAUAAAAUUAAACAAAUUCAACUUCAUUUUAAUCUAACGAAUUCAAUGCAAAAUAUGUCGGAAAAAUCGAUCAUGCCAAUUAAUACAACUAUCAUCAGUAAUUUCAUGAAUUCAUCAAACUGCAUUUGUAUCAUCAGCACUUCUUAUAAAUCAGGUAAAAUAAACAUAAAAAGUACAUUUAAAAUAUCUUACAAAAGAAAUGUUCAUUUAAACGAUGAACUAUUAAUAAAUUCACCAUUGAAUCAAAUGUCUACAAUAUUGAACAGAAAUAUUUGUGAAAUCAAUUGCGCCAAUAAACAUCAUGAUAAUAAUGGUGCUUCUGAUCUUGAUCUUGAUGGUGAUGAUGAUGAUCAUAAUAAUUCAUUACGUUAUUCAAUUAAUACUGUAUUUAAAAACAACUAUGAUCACUGUAAAUUAUUUAUUCAAAAAAAACUAUUACAAAACAGUUUACCAUUUAUACGUAAUAAUAAACCUCAUUUAUUUUUUGUCUAUAGUUCACCUUCAACAUCACCAUCAUCACCUCUUCCACUGCCUGGUUCUAGUGUUCAUUAUUCACAAUAUCAGAACAGAAGUGUUUUGUAUAGAACGACAUCAUACUUAUCUAAACGUUUAUGUAGUAGUAUAUUCACGAAAUUGUUAUCAUAUUUUAUUUCCUUGUGUAUAGUAUUAUAUCUUAUUAAUUUUCUGGUAAAGUCUUCAUUUUCUCUACCAGAUAAUCUGUUAGUUAUACAUGAAGAAGAUUGUAGACAGCAGACAUCUUCACAAAUAUUCUUUUAUUCAUUAUUGUCAUGGAUUAAACGAAUAGGCGUGGACGGUGUUGAUGUACCACGAAGAAAUGUCAGCUUACUUAGUGAAAAUCCAUUGACUAGAACGUGGCCAGAUAAUGCACCACCGUUUUAAACUAAAAAUCAUACAAAUAUUCAAUAACCUUAACAUGUGUAUGAAUGUUCGAUGAAUAUCACUAUAUAUGGUUGAUUAGAAUGUGAAAGAAAGCACUUUUUAGUUUAUGGGAUUGUACUUCUCAUUUCUUCCCAUUUAUGCAUAUAUGGAAAUAUAUGUAAUAAUAAAAACGCAAUCAGUAUACCUUUGUUUUACUUCUCAUUCAAAAAAUUUUCUGUUCAUUUUGAAAGAGUAUCGAAAUUUACAGCAUGUAUGUUAUCAAUCAUAUCAUGAUUAUACAGUAGUUUUUUAAUCAAAUUCAUCAAUUGCGUACUAAUCUAUUCAACAGUACUAUACUUGAAGAGAUCACGAGAUUACCUAGAAAUCGGCGAACGGAACGAAGGAUCAGCGAAACAACGACAAAAAAGCUAAACUAUUCCAAUGCGUCCAGCCCCGCUAACUAGAGGGAGAAGUUCAGGUUCAUAUGAGGGAAAGUAUAUUCCACAGGCAGCCAGGAGCACGAAUAACAACAACCAUACGACUAAAGCGUAUAUACACAGUGUAAAAAUGUCUUUGGGAAACGUCACAACAUAGCAUAUUAAAAGAGGCAACCAACCAAUGACAUUUCAUCCAUCUGAAGAAGUAGUUUUCUUCAAUAGGUUAUCUCCUAUAAUGGCUUAAAAUGUGAUAUAUAUAUAUA
Messenger RNA from Schistosoma curassoni, 10582 nucleotides. The record is from the annotation of a GenBank genome assembly. Lineage: Eukaryota; Metazoa; Platyhelminthes; Trematoda; Strigeidida; Schistosomatidae.